Molecule: messenger RNA, 2037 nt
Organism: Lineus longissimus
Lineage: Eukaryota; Metazoa; Nemertea; Pilidiophora; Heteronemertea; Lineidae
Product: fatty-acid amide hydrolase 1-like
Exons: 1
Coding region: 241-2037 (598 amino acids)
Biological process (GO): fatty acid catabolic process
Molecular function (GO): fatty acid amide hydrolase activity; amidase activity
Source: RefSeq, a predicted model, not a curated record
UAAUUUUGAUUAAGAAGUUUGGAGCCAACCAUUGACCUAUCUUGUCAAAAGGGCAAAAUCUAGGUCACACAAUCAUUGGAUUAACUUUGAUAUACGUGUAUAUGUUGCAUGAUAUAUUAUCACUGAAAAACAACUAAAGAAUUUACAGUGCUUCAGUAUUAUCUGCAUGUCGCAAACAUUUUGACUACCAGAGACGUUAACCAGAAUAACUGCAGGUGUUAGACCAAUUAAGGUCUCCAAAUGGCAAUGGAUUUUGACACAGCAAUGUUGGUGGAAUAUCUGGGAUCAGACUCUGCCAGGCUAAAGUACUUUGUUAUAGGUUGCGGAGUGGGGGUAGGGACAAUCUGUGUCGUAAAGCUGAUCAACUACUGGUGUGAAUGGGAGAGACUGAAAAAACUGAGAAACACAAAGGCAGAGUCCAGCGCCAGAGCCAAAAAGGAACUUUUGCAGUGUCUAGGUGAUCAGAGAGACAAUUCACCACAUCAAGGGAAACUCUGGGAAGCGAUUCUGGAAUUAUCUUUUGGAGACAUCGUUGUAGGGUUGCAGUCUCGUGAAAUCAAGGCCGUGGACGUUUUACAUGCGUAUCAGUGGAAGGCAUUGUCAGUGGAUGUGAACCUUAACUGCGUCACAGAACCCAUUCAAGAUGCAGAGGUGUGGGCACGCAUUUGUGAUGAGUCGGAAUUCACAACUGGUCCACUGCAUGGGCUGCCCGUCAGCAUCAAGGAGAGCAUUCCUGUCACGUUGUCUGCUACUACCAUUGGACUAUCCAAGUAUGCUGACGAUAUCGCAGAAAGUGACUGCGUCCUCGUUCAAACAUUGAAGAGAUUAGGUGCUAUACCAUUCAUGAAGACGAAUGUCCCACAGGGAAUGAUGAGCUUCUCAUGCAGCGGAAAUCCUGUACACGGCAAGACUCUGAAUCCACACGACCCCAAGAGGUCCCCUGGUGGUUCAUCAGGUGGUGAAGGAUCUCUCAUCGGGGCCGGUGGGUCACUUCUAGGCUUUGGAAGCGACACUGGUGGGAGCAUUCGCAUCCCUAGCCACAUGUGCGGCAUCGCUGGAUUCAAACCAUCAUCGAAUCGCCUCAGUCAACUUGGCCUACAUCCAUGCUACAGAGUUCCGCCCAAGAUUCAAACAAGCCUUGGGCCCCUCUCAGUGAAUGUUGACGGAUUAGUAUUGGCCAUGAGAUCUAUUUUGAAUGCGGAUAUCUCCGAUUUAGAUUGUGUUGUCCCCCCUGUCUCAUUUCGGAACGAACUUUUCCACAACUCUGACAAGUUACGAAUCGGUUUCUAUGUGAGUGACGGGUAUUUACCAGCGACCCCUGCAUGUGCACGAGCCGUACUAAUGACAAAAGAUGUAUUAGAAGCAAACGGCCACACAAUUGUCCCUUGGACGCCCCCACGAGUAAAGUUUGCAAUGGAAUAUCUGUACGCCAAUGCCGUGAUGGGAGACAAUGGUCAAUCCUUUCUCGAAGAAGUCUCCCACGACAAGAUUGACGAAUCAGUUGCAUCAUUAUAUUGGUUGUUGCAGAUACCUGCCCUUAUCAGGAAAUCUCUUGCGGCAAUCGUGCGGCCAUUUUCUCCUUUUGCAGCGGAGAUGCUCACAGUUGGCUUGAAGUUAAAGUCUGUUCAUGAUUACUGGACUCUUUGUGCCCACAUUGACGAGUACAAGGAAGAGUUUACAAAAGACUGGAAAGAUGCAGGAUUAGAUGCUGUCAUCUGCCCAGGAUUCGUCGUUCCCGCCCUCCCUCAUGGCUGCUCCAUUUUCCCCCUCACUUUUUCCACAGCUUUGUACAGCAUGCUUGACUUCCCUGCGGGAUCUGUCCCAGUGACCAAGGUCAGCAAGACCGAUGACCAGCAAUUACAAACAGGGUAUCCGCAAACGAGCUUUGCCGAAAAAUGUGUGAGGGCCUUUGGGAAAGAUUCUGAGGGGCUGCCUGUUAACGUGCAAUGCGUUACCCUUCCCUGGCAGGAGGAGAAAUGCUUGAGAAUCAUGAAGGAGAUUGAGACAGGACAAGAGGCUCACAAAAAAACCCUUUAA